Molecule: messenger RNA, 2842 nt
Organism: Catharus ustulatus (Swainson's thrush)
Lineage: Eukaryota; Metazoa; Chordata; Aves; Passeriformes; Turdidae
Gene: SLC25A43
Product: solute carrier family 25 member 43
Exons: 5
Coding region: 85-1110 (341 amino acids)
Biological process (GO): transmembrane transport
Source: RefSeq, a predicted model, not a curated record
GCCCCGCCGGGCCGGGCCGGGCCGGGCCGCUCCGAGCGCUCCGCUCCGAGCGCUCCGCUCCGCUCCGGCGGGGCCGGCGGGGCCAUGGCCACCCUGCGCCGGGACGGCCGGGUCACCGCCCUGCAGCGCCUGGGCUGCGCCGGGCUGGCGGGCGCGCUGAGCCUCAGCCUGACGGCGCCGCUGGAGCUGCUGACGGUGCUGGCGCAGGUGGGCACCUGGCACUGCCGGCGGGGGCUGCGCGAUGCCGGGCGCAGCCUGUGCCGCACCGAGGGCGUGCGGGCCCUGUGGAAGGGGAACCUGACGGCCUGCCUGCGCCUCUGCCCUUACAGCGCCCUGCAGCUCGCCGCCUCCCGCCGACUUGUUACCCUUUUCAUGGAUGAUCUGGGCCAUAUCUCCCACUGGGGAGCCAUCAUGGCAGGAAGCCUGGCUGGAAUGGUUGCCACCAUCGUGACGUACCCCACUGAUGUGAUUAAAACACGGCUCAUCGUGCAGAACCGGCUGGAACCAUCCUACGAAGGAAUUCUUCACGCUUUUUACAAGAUUCAUCACCAGGAGGGACUCCGUGCACUCUACCGUGGUGUUUCACCAGCAAUAUUAGGUGCUGUCCCAUUUUCUGCAGGCUCAUUCUUUGUUUACAUCAGUCUGGACAAAAUCUGGCAAGAACCCAUAGUUCGUUUCACUCCUCUUCAGAACUUCCUAAAUGGUUGUGUAGCAGCUGCUGUGGCACAGACACUUUCUUUCCCCUUUGAGACUGUCAAGAGGAAGAUGCAGGCCCAGAGUCCUUUGCUUCCCCACUAUGGAGGAGUUGAUGUCCAUUUUACUGGCAUGGCUGACUGCUUCCGGCAAACUGUGAAGUACAAAGGUGUGCUUGGACUUUGGAGUGGACUCACACCCAGUCUGCUCAAGAUUGUGCCAUACUUCGGUGUUAUGUUUAGCACCUUUGAAUUCUGCAAGCGGGUUUGUCUCUACAGAAAUGGUUAUAUUGAAUCUCCUUUAAAUUACAAGCUAACACCUGGUGUUGACCAGAGCUUACACCCACAAGAACUGAGAGAAUUAAAGCUCCUCCGAAGGGAAAAUUUUGAGCCAAGGAAAUCAGCACUUGAAAACUGACAUCAGAGUGUCCACUGCAGAUAUUCAAAUACCUUUCUUAAGGAACUUUGCAAGAAAGACACGCUGAGCUACAGGUACUGACAUUUCAGUGGACUGCAUGGUUCUUGUAGUGAGAUAUGUGACAGGAAAGAAUAAAUCUGUAUUGCAUCUGAAUGGGUAUAAAGAAUAUGACUGGCAAGCACAUACUGAAGAGGAAAGAUGCAAUUAGUUUGAAAACUCUGUACUACUGGAACUUGAAAUGACAUUAUUUUAGGUGCUUUUUAAUACUGAAUAGCCAUUUGAGAUUAAACCAGUUGCAGAAAGGCAAGAGAAUAGAGCUAAGAGUAUAAAUUGUCUUCAAAAACAAUAAGUAAAUGGAUUUUUUAAAGCAAUCUGAGAUACAAGUCAGCCAAAAAUAAUAAAACAGAAUAAAAUACCUGCAACAUGUAAGAACUUCUACUGACAUCUCCAGGUUUUUUAGUGAUACUGUGUGGAAGUGGCAUUCUACAGAGUCAGCAUUAAUCUUAGUUCAGUCACACUCCCAAAUGCACUCCUAAGUUUUUGAGAUGUACUUGAGAAUAAUAAUUUUGUCUGAUUCUCCAGGAUAAAGAUGAAUGUGUGCUGCUGCAACUGUGCUCUUGCUAAGACAGAACUGUAAUGUGCAAAAUGAACUGUAAUACACUGGAAUGACAAUCUUGCAAACUUAAGUGCAUAUUCUCUUUCUCGUGCAUUGUUAGUGCAUGUAUGUGUUGCUCCAAUUCCUCUGUAGAAGUUCAACUAUGGAACAGCCCCAUCCCAGUGCCUUCUGAUAAAAAACCCAAGCCCCUGUCCAUGUGGGAAGCUGGCUGUGCCCUGGCAGCAUGGCAAUCACAGCAGCUCACAAAGGUGUGUGCACACUAGCUCCCCUGAGUUGCAGCAGCCUGGGCUCAGCACAGCAUUUGCUGCUUUACACAGCUCCUCAUCUGUGUUUUUGCACUGUUUAUAACCCCUGAUGGGUGAAAAUAAGUAAAUCUCAGAAACUGCUUGGUUAGAACAUGUCACAGCAGGGUGAGGCAUUGGCAAAUCCAUGCAGGAACAGUAACUGUGGAGAGAAACUUGCAGGAAGAUUUGGGACAGCUGUAAGGUCUGCCUUGCACCUGGAACUCACUGUUGAUGCAUCUUACAGCUGAAGUCUUGUGGUAUCUCUCUUAAUGGACUUGCUCUGUUCUGCUGCAGUGGUGCUUCAUACUGAUUUUUUUCUCAGCGAAGAAAUGCAAGCAUAGAUAGCAAAAAAUUAAGAUGGUAGAAAGCAGAUCUGGUGGCUCAUGCAUCACACUGAGGUUGUAAGUGCUUUUGGUUCUGAUCAACCUGCUGAGUGCCCAUGAUUCUCUGUGCCUCAGUUUUCCCAUGGGCACAGUGCAGGUAAUAAUACUGAAACUUACUGGACAUGUAUGGAUAUGUGAAUUGUAAGCAUGUUGGGGAGGAAUGGACUUCUUGCCUUGUCCAAGCAUACCUGUAUGUUUUUUUACUAACACUGUAUUUCUAAAUAGAUUUUAAAGAUUGAAUGGGUACGUACGAAUGUCUGAUCAGCUCUUCAAACCUUGUAAGAGUCAAAAAGUUAUCUCUAACUUAUUUCUGAUGUGCUACUACCACCUUUGUAUUGUAGUGCACUCCUAUGACCCAUCAACCAAGCCUGUCCUUUGUAAUAUGCACUAUAAAAAUGCACUAUAAAUCCCCAAAACGCAGCACUAAAGUGUUUAAUAUGUCACUGAAA